AUGAUGCUGGGCCUGGAACAAUAUCUACAGCAUCGUCCGAACCCAUUUAGCUCUCGAAAUACAUACGAUGACUCAGAUUCUGGUUAUGAUGAUACUGCUGUCAGCAGCGGGUUGCUCUCCGAGGAUAUCACAGAUGUGGACGAGAAUCCCGAGAUCGAUAUCAGGAAACACGAGCCGGAAGGCAAAAACAAGCCACUAAACCUUCUACAUCUUCUAUCAGGGAAACAGAAUAGCAAGAAAAAGCCACAGAAGAAGGACUCGAAAGCCGAGAGAUCAAAGGAGGGGACUGAUGAACUCACUGACCUUUCCUCAAGUAAGCUGGAACUGGAGGUGUCGUUCCCCAAACCGGAAUCACUUGAGCAGCUCGAACAGAAGAUGUACGAUUCAAAGAAAUCCAUGUCAGCAAUGGAUCUUCUACGAGCCCGCACGAAGAAGAAGAAUGAAAGCUUCAUAAGCCCAGAUGAACAUGUGGAAAUAGUAUCUGACAACGAUUCCCUUGACGAGCCUGUCGAGGUUCUUGAAGAACGACCAGUCAAUGCUGUUGCCGUACGGGACAUCUUCUCCAAUUUUGCACCUAAAAAGACGAAGGGCAAGGAUGGAAAAUGGAGGCUCAAUGUCAGAUUCAAAAUCAGUCCAGCAAGAUUAGCAGAAAUUAAGAAAUUUGAGGAUCCCUUCCGUACGCGAGGCAAUGUUGGCAGUGGCACCAGUAUGCUCAAUACCUUGAUGAAGAAGAGACCUUCCAAAAUGGUAACUCUACGACUCUCCCCGGAGUUCUUACAGUCUAUCCAAAAGUCGCUCAAUCCACUCUAUACCAAAAGCUCAGGUAUUAAAACCGGAAAAAGUGCCAACAGCGUGUUUGCACAGAUGAUGCAGACCGCCAGCAUAUCAGCAUACCCAAAACUCACUCCAUUACAGAAAGCUAAAGAGCUAGAUCCUCCAGAUAUAGAACGAGGAAUCAUGCAUGUCUACGAAACAGACACAUGCAACACUAGACAGCAUUGCUUUGAGCAGCUAUCGCCCAAGGCCAUAAAGAACAUAACCUUCCACAUGGAUGGUUCAUUUUUUGCAACUUAUGAAAUAGACGAGGCUACAAAACGCAAAAGGUCCCUAAUUCACAUCACAACCACGAAUACAGAAGACAUUUGUGACUUUGUUGCUGACCGGUCACCCCUAGCAUUUGAGGAGGAAACUCACAUACGCAUUUACAAGGAUUUCAUCCAAAAUCAUUCCCCAGAGAGCAACAGGCUUUGGCCUGACAAAUUUUCCCCAAAAAGCACCGACCAAUUACUUCUUGAUCCUCAGACCAAGUAUACUUUACGCAGAUGGAUAGAGAAUGCGUUUGCUAUAUUGAAGACGCAAUCGACGAAAACCCCUCGUAAUAUAAAGAUAAAGGAGCAGAAGCAACGGCGUCAAAAAAUGCAAGACUUCAUAGUUGAUGACUUUGAAGAGGAUUCUGAAGAAACCGAGGAAGAUGUUUUCGUCCCGGUCCUCAUUCUUGAAGGUCAAUCUGGAUCUGGGAAGUCAGCAGCAGUGUAUGCAGCCAUGAAUUCGCUCAAUGGUUACGUUCAUGAGAUCAAUUCAGGGCAGAAUCGAUCAAGGAGAGAGUUGUAUGGUCCGCUCAAGGAGUUUUGUACCACAAACAUCAUCAAUAAGAAUGACCAGGAGAAAAGCUUCCAACGCGGUUUAGUGUUUUUCGAGGACUGUGACGUUUUAUUCGAACAGGAUAAGACCUUCUGGACCGCUGUUCAAGACGUGAUCAACUUCUCAAAGCGACCAUUAGUGAUCUCCGUUCAGGAUUCUACUGUUAUUCCCAGGUCUAUCUACGAACAGGCUCAGGAGCAAAAUGCUAUCUUGACCUUUGAAAAUCAUGACACUGCAGCAUUUGAACAAUAUGUCUGGCUUUGCUGCUUUUCUCAGGGCUUUGAUCUUACGCAAAAUGCCCUAUCUUGGGUGACAGCUCAAAGUGGUAAGUAUGCCCAUGACGUCCGGAAGGCACUUAUGCAAUGCCAAUGGAUUUGUUCUGCCGACGAGGACCUUAGCUCUGACGAGGUGCUCACGCUAGACAUUCAAGCUGAUGAGCCAGAUGAUACCAAGAUCGAGUCUCUCGAAAGUUUGGCUCUGGUCUGCGAUCUUCAUUCUGAAGCCGAUACAAUUGAGCUGAACAUGCGAUCCAGCAAACUUCAAGAGCACCAUCCCAACGAGCUUCUUGAUAUAUAUACUGUGGACGACGGUCAAAUGUUGAGGCCCUUCCCAGAACCUGAAGAAUGCAACAUUGGUACCUACUUGAAAGAGUUGGUUCCCCACGAGGUCAAACUUCCAGAGGAAAGAAACUACAUUGACUUUCUUGGCCUCGAGAACAAGGAAACUACCAAAGGCAAUCCAGGAGUAUCAGAGCUUUCGUACGUCCACCAGAAGUCGAUCAAAUGA
Molecule: messenger RNA, 2427 nt
Organism: Candidozyma duobushaemuli
Lineage: Eukaryota; Fungi; Ascomycota; Pichiomycetes; Serinales; Metschnikowiaceae
Exons: 2
Coding region: 1-2427 (808 amino acids)
Cellular component (GO): nucleus
Molecular function (GO): DNA binding
Source: RefSeq, a predicted model, not a curated record